GGCGCAAAGAAUUAUAAAGGGGGGAGGGUGCGUGCGCAGUUAUCAUGGCUGGUGGAUUGUGAAGAGGGAGGAGAGAAAUGGCUGCUAGUGGCGAUGGAGCAACUGGAGGGGAAUAUACCGAGGAAGGACGAGGCAACCAAGAAGGUGAUGAAGAGCUAUGUAGCAAGAGCCUGCAAAUCCAAUCCAAGCGAUUUUAUAUCGAUUUGAAGCGGAAUCGACGUGGGAAGUACAUUAAAAUUAGCGAGGUUUCAACAAACAAAAGCACCAAGAGAAAAGUCAUCUUGUCACUGGCUGUCAGCAGAGAGUUCCGGGAUAAACUUACCACGUUUGCAGAGUUUCUAGCUCAACAAGACCCUGUAAAAACAGAGGAACAAGUCACAGAGGAUGGCAGGCUGAAAAGUGAAAGGAUUGAUGGUGAGAACAAAAAGUACUACCUAGACUUGAAGGAGAACAGUAGAGGAAGGUUUUUAAAGGUGAGCCAGACGCCACUGAUUGGGUACCCUCGCGGUGAUCGAGGUGACAGGCGUGGUCCAAUGCGUAAGGAAAUAGCCAUCCCGGCGCAGGGGAUUGUAGACAUCAGGAAUAAUUUGUCUGAGGUCCUGGAGGAGUGCUCAUCGGAUGAGGAAGACGCACUUGAGCUUCCAGCAUCACGAGAGCUGCGGGUGGAGCAGAAGAGGUUUUACUUUGACGUGGGCAGCAACGCCCGAGGCGUCUUCCUCAGGAUCUCCGAGGUGACUGCAAACUACCGCACGUCAAUCACUGUCCCAAAGAGAGGGUGGGCGCAGAUACGAGACGUUAUCGGUGAUUUCAUUGAUAAAAUGGAUGGUGGUGGUGAAGGUUACGAGGAGGAGGAGGAAGGAGGAGCCCGAGUGGAGGGAGAUGAGUAGCCGGCAGUGUUGAGGGAGGGGAAGAGAGGUCAUGUUUCUUACCUCAGUGCACCUCCACCAUGAAAAAUAUAACUCAAUUACGAAUACUGAAUUUUAAUCCUGGGACUUGGCGGUCUUCCGCGCGUCUGUUAUGGUGAAUCCUGUCUCACACUCACUUUUCGGCAUUUUCUGACUUUGCGUGACGUCUGCGCAAAGUGGAACUCCGCCUUGAUUGUAUGACCCUCAUGCUGCGUGACAGGUAUGUCACGUAAGCUUAGCGUGACCACACUCGGGCACUGACCUCGUAGCACAUGUCACGCAACGUCGUGAGCUGCCCUCUGUAUUUAUAGUAUGUUGUGACAUCACGUAAGGGAAGUGUCGUGCGCAAUAACGCGUCACGCGUGUGUCACGCAUUACAUCUCAGAGCACGACAAACCAUAGCGGCUUCGUGGAAGACUACAAGGCCUACUGUAUAUCUUAAACAAAAGCUUAUGAACUUCUCCUUAUGCGGAGAGACACGGUUCGCUGAUCUCCAGCGUAUGUACUCGCCAACGCACGCGUUGCAGCAGCCAUGAUGUAUUUUUAUGCCGUCCUAAGUUGUGUAAAGAAACCGCUUCUGUCCCCUCCGCGCGAGGGACCAGGAUAUAGGAAGCCAGUCAGUCAGCCAUCAGGGGGUCAGUGGGGAUGUAGGGCACACUGCAUGGCGCCAGCAGAAAAAAUAAACACCAAAAUUAACCAAA
This is a messenger RNA of Nematostella vectensis (starlet sea anemone), 1606 nucleotides long. RefSeq names its product transcriptional activator protein Pur-beta. Gene Ontology annotation, cellular component: nucleus. Lineage: Eukaryota; Metazoa; Cnidaria; Anthozoa; Actiniaria; Edwardsiidae. Gene Ontology annotation, molecular function: purine-rich negative regulatory element binding; DNA-binding transcription factor activity, RNA polymerase II-specific; RNA polymerase II transcription regulatory region sequence-specific DNA binding. The coding region runs from base 78 to 887 and encodes 269 amino acids. The transcript is spliced from 10 exons. Gene Ontology annotation, biological process: regulation of transcription by RNA polymerase II. The record is from RefSeq and is a predicted model, not a curated record.